Molecule: messenger RNA, 1279 nt
Organism: Rhizopus microsporus ATCC 52813
Lineage: Eukaryota; Fungi; Mucoromycota; Mucoromycetes; Mucorales; Rhizopodaceae
Product: vitamin B6 biosynthesis protein
Exons: 4
Coding region: 124-1062 (312 amino acids)
Biological process (GO): pyridoxine biosynthetic process; amino acid metabolic process; pyridoxal 5'-phosphate biosynthetic process
Molecular function (GO): amine-lyase activity
Source: RefSeq, a predicted model, not a curated record
AGAUUAGUCCAAUGAUUGGGCCCAAAUUAUUCAUGGCCAGUGUCUCCGAUUGUCAUUUAUAAAUCUUCAUCUAUUUUUUGGACUCGACACAAAAAAACUUGCCUUUUCUUUUACUUUACAACCAUGUCUGCUUCCUUUGCUGUUCCCGCUAACCUCCAUUCCGAUAAGCCUAACGGUAAUGAAGAACAAGAUUCUUUCGCCAUCAAGGCUGGUUUGGCUCAAAUGUUGAAGGGUGGUGUCAUUAUGGAUGUCAUUAACGCUGAACAAGCCAGAAUUGCUGAAGAAGCUGGUGCUUGUGCUGUCAUGGCUUUGGAACGUGUUCCUGCUGAUAUCCGUAAGAAUGGUGGCGUUGCUCGUAUGUCUGAUCCCAAGAUGAUCAAAGAAAUUAUUGAAGCCGUCACAAUUCCAGUCAUGGCCAAGGUUCGUAUUGGUCACUUUGUCGAAGCACAAAUCAUUCAAGCCGUUGGUGUUGACUAUAUUGAUGAAUCUGAAGUUUUGACCCCUGCUGAUGAGGCCAACCACAUCAACAAGCACAACUUCAAGGUUCCCUACGUCUGUGGUGCCAAGAACCUUGGUGAAGCUCUUCGUCGUAUUAAUGAAGGUGCUGCCAUGAUCCGUACUAAGGGUGAAGCUGGUACUGGUAAUGUUGUUGAAGCCGUUCGUCACAUUCGCACCGUCAAUGCUGAAAUCAGACGUGCUGCCUCCAUGACUGAUGAAGAAUUAUAUGCUUACGCCAAGGACCUUCAAGCUCCAUACAGCUUGCUCAAGGAAACUGCCAGACUCGGUCGUCUUCCUGUUGUCAACUUUGCUGCCGGUGGUGUUGCUACUCCUGCUGAUGCUGCUCUCAUGAUGCAAUUGGGCUGCGAUGGUGUCUUUGUUGGUUCGGGUAUCUUCAAGUCUGGUGACCCAGCUAAGCGUGCUAAGGCUAUUGUUCAAGCUGUAACUCACUACAAUGACCCUAAGGUCUUGGCCGAAAUUUCCGAAGAUCUCGGUGAAGCCAUGGUUGGUAUCAACUUGGACUCUUUACCAGAAAAUGAAAAGUAUGCUAAGCGUGGAUGGUAAAGAAUUAAAAAUUUCUGGCAUUUGUGACACAUCAAUAUCCCCUAAAUACACACUCUACACACACGCAUAUAAAUACAUAAACUUUAAUUGUAUAGAAAAAGUAUCCCCUUUCCUUACCCCAAAUAAAAAAAAUGUAUUCUACUUUUAGUUAGGAAUAAAUAAAUAGUAACAAAUUUAUUACUUCAUGCGAAGGUGCUUAAGUUUGAACGUCAUAAUG